Mugil cephalus (flathead mullet) is the source of this 4627-nucleotide messenger RNA. RefSeq names its product T-box brain transcription factor 1b (gene tbr1b). The record is from RefSeq and is a predicted model, not a curated record. NCBI's taxonomy places the organism in Eukaryota, Metazoa, Chordata, Actinopteri, Mugiliformes, Mugilidae. The transcript has 6 exons. Bases 1827 to 3860 code for a protein of 677 amino acids. Gene Ontology annotation, biological process: commitment of neuronal cell to specific neuron type in forebrain; positive regulation of DNA-templated transcription; regulation of neuron projection development. Gene Ontology annotation, molecular function: DNA-binding transcription factor activity, RNA polymerase II-specific; RNA polymerase II cis-regulatory region sequence-specific DNA binding. Gene Ontology annotation, cellular component: nucleus.
GGGGGGAUAGAAGCAAGCCCACUUUGCUUAUUAAAGAUCAGUGAUGGAAAUGAACCAUAAUCCUGUAAUGAGUAGAGCAGAGAGUGGCCUCUUUUCCUUGGGCACAGGCAAGCCUGUGCUUGCGUGUUUCACAGGAAUAGAUUGCUGGACCCAAUAGCCCUUCUGUAAUGACCCCUCUUGUUAUCUUCAGAGAUUCAUGGCUGUUCAUUAGAGACGGUUGUGCCCGCCAGUGCAACCUUAUUUGGUUCAGAUUUUUACUGUGCUCACUUGCUGGUUAAUCACACUGCAGUACGACUACACCAAAAGUUAAUAAGUGGAGUUGAAACGAUCAAACUGAGGACGCGGUCGGUGACAUUUUAACAAAUAAUAUCAUACCAAACCGCGUUUCCAAUAUUUGGUCCUCCCCUCCCCACCGAUUGCAAUUAUUACAAACACAUAUUAAAAAUGAAAAUAAUUUAAUUGGCCUGGUAAAGUUAACUUAAGGGAAAUGACACCAGUGUUGACACGAGGCCUUUUGGGUGAGGCUUCAUAAAGAGGGCAUCAUGCUACACGUUCAUGUCAGUGCACCUGGUGAACCUGAAAGUUGGGAAUCCACUGAGAAGUCCAGAGGCCUCACAGUCCAAGAUUGGAUGGAAGAAAUGUAUAUCAAGCCACUCCUCUCCAACAGCAGUCCAUGUGUUAACUUGGUAAUAACCUUGUUAGUAGUUAAACCCGAAGGCGUCUAUACUGGCUGCAGCUGUUCCCUCUGCACUGAGUCACUGUAACUUCUCAUUCCCCCUUCUCAAUCAACACCCAAAAACAUUCAUUAUGGGGUAGUCAGGUAGCCAGCCUUGUGGUUCUCAAGAUGCUCUUUUCUAUUUUAGACCCUGUUUACCGAAUUGUAGCUACUAAUAUUGAUCUGGUUGUCUCUGACACCUGCAGCCUCCCGACAUCAAAUUUAGUCUGUGUUUUAACAAAUUUAGUUUUCACCUUACCAGUCAGAAUUAAUAAGCUCCACUAGCAAAUUGCGUUUCCGAAAAAAAAAAAAAAAAAAAAAAAAAAAAAAAAAAUAGAAAAUGAAAAGAAAAUAGCAUUGUAAGCAUUUUAAACUCGCCUGGAGCCACAUUUAAGAUCUCCCAGUGAGCUGCGUUCGCCACAGUAGCUGCUGCUGCCAGUGCACCGGUUCAUAACUUUAGGGCAUCAAAUAUUUACCAGCGCUGGGACUCAUAAACACAUCUUCAGCGGGGACGCCGUGAUUUCACGCUAUAUCACAAACAUUUUAAGGCAUCAGAUGCACUGCCUGUCAUGGACUGUCAUUUUUGGCGUGUUAAUAAUAUAUCUCGGUCUCUUCGGCAGACAUACUUUGGCACUCAUGGCGCAUGAAUAGGUAAAUAACGCGGAUAAAGGUAAAUAACGCAGCUGACUGAUAGAAAGCUUUUUUUUUUGUCUUUUGUCAUUAUUGUUAUUUUUUUAUACCCUUUGUGCGUUUUCCUGUUUAUAUACAUCAGGAGAAACAGUCGGAGUCCACGUGUUUUAAUCAAAUAUAGGCCCAUGUCACACUACAAACAAAUCACUUUGCUCACAGCGCUCUUCAGAUUGUCCUAAUUAAGAGCUGUCUAAUUAAAUUACAGCCUUGAGUUAACCAAUGGCAUUACUUGUUUCAUUAGCAAAGCAGGGAGAGUGAUCGGAAGAAAAUCCUUCCUGAUUGCAGGAUGGUGUCAAUUGGCUAAUUUGCUGCCUUCGGUUACUCAAGUCAUCGCAAAGGCGUUUUCAUAUUCCUAGAUUGGGAAAGGCGUGUGCAAAAGCUUGUGAUAUAGGUUGAGCUAAUAGUAGCUUCUUACGGAGCUAUGCAGGUCGAGAAUUGCAUCUCGCCGGCGAGUGAUCUCUCCAAGAAAUUUAUGAAUGUGGGCAGUGGCUUUUCGAGCUCCAAUGGAUCAGAGCUUUCAUUGCAGGACCAUCCUAUUAUAUCUGCAAGUGACAACCUGGAGAGAAGUUCACCUCUGAAAAAAAACUCUAGGGAGAUGACGAAUCAGUCAGAGGCAGACAAUUUUCCCGACUCCAAGGACGCAUCAGGGGACGUCCAGAGGGGCAAACUCUCUCCUGAUCUUCACGGAGUCUCUGACAUCCGUCAUAAUUUCGAUGGAUCUGCAGGAGAAAGGUGCAUCUUUUCUCCAUCCACGCAGCCACAGUCAGUCUCAGCAGCUCCCAGUGCCAUGUUCCCUUACCCGAGCCAGCAUGGACCAGCGCACCCGGCUUUUUCUAUUGGAAGUCCCAGCCGCUACAUGGCCCAUCAUCCGGUCAUAACUAAUGGAGCUUACAACAGCCUUCUAACCAACACUUCUCCUCAAGGCUACCCGACGGCGGGCUACCCUUACGCGCAACAGUAUGGACACACGUACCAAGGAGGGGCUUUUUACCAGUUCUCCUCGGCGCAAGCAGGACUCGUUCCGGGGAAAGCGCAGGUGUAUCUGUGCAACAGGGCCCUGUGGCUGAAGUUUCACCGGCACCAAACGGAGAUGAUCAUCACAAAGCAAGGACGACGAAUGUUCCCAUUUUUAAGCUUCAACAUUUCUGGCCUUGACCCAACUGCUCACUACAAUAUAUUUGUGGACGUAAUACUCGCUGAUCCAAACCACUGGCGUUUUCAAGGAGGAAAGUGGGUGCCAUGUGGAAAAGCAGACACAAAUGUGAUAGGAAAUAGAGUUUACAUGCACCCGGACUCACCGAACACCGGAGCGCACUGGAUGCGUCAAGAAAUAUCAUUUGGAAAGCUAAAGCUUACAAACAACAAAGGCGCCUCCAACAACACGGGGCAGAUGGUGGUCCUCCAGUCUCUCCACAAGUACCAGCCCAGGCUCCAUGUGGUCGAAGUAAACGAGGAUGGGACAGAGGACACCAGCCAACCAGGAAGAGUCCAGACUUUCACCUUCACAGAGACGCAAUUCAUCGCUGUCACAGCUUACCAGAACACCGACAUUACUCAACUGAAAAUCGACCACAAUCCGUUUGCUAAAGGAUUCCGGGACAACUAUGACACUGUCUACACAGGCUGCGACAUUGACCGCUUAACUCCAUCACCGGGUGACUCUCCGCGUUCACAGAUCGUGCCGGGUGCGAGAUAUGCCAUGCCUAGCUCUUUCCUGCAGGACCAAUUUGUCAGCACUUAUGCCAAAACUCGCUUUCACCCUGGCGUGGGGACUGGUCCUGGCACGGAGCGCAGCGUCCCACUCGGCAACAGCUUGCUAUCCCCGCAGCAAACCGAGGAGCCCACUGUUGCCACCCCCCCGCAGCGAUGGUUUGUCACCCCUGCCAACAACCGACUGGACUUUGCUGCCUCGGCAUACGACGCCGCUGAUUUUGCCGGUAACGCGGCCACCUUGCUGUCCUACGCAGCGGCCGGAGUGAAGGCUCUUCCCCUGCCGACUGCAGGCUGCUCCAACCGGCCUCUUGGCUAUUACGCAGACCCGUCUGGCUGGGGAGGACGCACGCCGCCGCAGUACUGUGGUGUAAAUAGUAAAUCCAGCUCGGUCUUUUCCUGCUGGCCCGCUAACUCCAUCGGUGCCAGAGCAGGCACCAACUACCUGUCCGAGGAGGGAGACUCCAUCACGACGGAGAGGUCGCCCAUCGGCACCUCUGAGGAGACCAAACCCAAAGACAUGACGUCCGAGUCGAGCUGGAUAGAGACGCCCUCCUCAAUUAAGUCCAUCGAUUCGAGCGAUUCUGGUAUCUUUGAGCAGGCCAAACGGAGGAGAAUCUCACCUUCUGCCACGCCGGUUUCAGAGACAGUAUCCCCGUUAAAAUCUGAGCUGCUGACACCGAGGGAGUGUGAGAAAAACUGCACAAAGGACAUUGGUUACUACAGUUUCUACCCUCACAGUUAAAACAAAGGCAAAAUCUAUCUAUCUAUCUAUCUAUCUAUCUAUCUAUCUAUCUAUCUAUCUAUCUAUCUAUCUAUCUAUCUAUCUAUCUAUCUAUCUAUCUAUCUAUCUAUCUAUCUACAGGUUGAUCAAUAAAAAUAAAAUAAUAAAAAAAAAAAAAACACGAAAAGGACUGUAACAUCCACAGUUAAUGGCCAAAGUGUAUAAAUAAGUCUCCAGCCAUAAAUCGGGCGCCUUGUUUCCACACUGUUAAGUCAGAAUCACUGUAAUUAUGAACAUAAUGUACAUAAUACUGGACAUUUGGUGAUGGUGACUGGAUGUACACAAAAAAUAGAUGAAAUCUGACCCAUGAGUUGUACUUAAAAAAAAAAAGAAUAAAAUAAAAAAUAAAAUAAAACAAUCCCUCUUCUGUUUAGUAGCCUAAACUCUCUUAGUAAGAAAAGAUAUUGAGAAUUCGUACAUGAAAUGUUCUUGUGUAGCAUAUACUGGCACAAUAAUCCCUGUCAGUGGAAUAAUAAAAAAAGAAGUAUGUAUUUUGUACUUUAUCAAAGCUGUAGGCUACCAAAAGUUUUAAUGACCAUCACCGCUACGUUCAUGUGGUUAAAGAAGUUCUAAAUGUCGGUAAUGUAGACUUAGGGUCUUUUAUUUGUUUCUAUUUAUCCAUUUCAGCCGUUUAUUUUUCCAUAGCCUGUACGCUAUGCUGUUGUGAAAAUCUCUGUAUCUGCUGUAAUGUGAUUGAAACAUAAUAAAUGGUGUUCACCAUCAGGAUA